AGGCACAGCCUACCUAUGCGCCGUCCCUUCGAGAAUCUUGGACUACUUUUCUUCUUACCCACAUCUCCAAAAAUCCCCACCUGACCUCUUGUUAAUGAAAAUCCAUUGGUCAAUGGGUCAGACAUAACCAGUGUCAGGACUUGGGAAACUGAAGAAAAAGAAUGACUCCGGUCCACGAGUGAUCCCGGUCUUUGUUAUCGGUCCCGUACCUCUCUGGGCCUCGGGUCCCCCAACCCUCCGUCUCCAUCCGUCUUUUCUCUCCCGUGGCGUUGCCGUCUCAUGAUAAAACUUUCUUUCCCCCCCCCCCCAUCUUGAUACUACUUCUCCUCUCUCUAUAACUUCUCUUCAUACCAUCCCAACACCCGGUACCACUACGCUCCCAAUAAUUCAAAAUGGUGUCCCAUUCCGAACCCCCCAAGGAGGACCUUUCUGCCGUUGCCCUCGAGCACACCAUCGACGAGGCCAACGCCCUCAUCAACGGCACCUCCGAUGUCCCCAAGAUCCAGGAGCUCGAUGCCUCCAAGCUCGUCGUCACCCUCGCCGACCCCAAUGCUCGCCAGGUCCCCGACGAAGCGACUGCGAAUGCUGCCUCCGAGACCAUCUGCACCGACCACAUGGUCACUGUCUCCUAUAACGUCGAGUCUGGCUGGGGUGUCCCCGAGCUCAAGCCCUACGGCCCCAUCUCCCUGAUGCCCACGGCCUCCGUCCUUCACUACGCCACCGAGUGCUUCGAGGGUCUCAAGGUCUUCCGCGGCUUCGAUGGCAAGCUCCGCCUCUUCCGCCCCAACCUGAACGCCAAGCGCCUGCUCAUGUCCACCCUCCGUAUCGCCCUCCCCGGCUUCGACCCUGUCGAGGUUGAGAAGCUCAUCGCCAAGCUCGUUGCCGUCGAUGGCGCCAAGUGGCUCCCCAAGGACCGCCCCGGCUCCUUCCUCUACAUCCGCCCCGCUGUCAUCGGCACUCAGCCCCAGCUCGGCGUCCAGGCCCCCAAGCAGGCCCUUCUCUUCAUCACUGUUUCCUUCAUGCCUCGCAUGGACAGCCCCGCCGGUGGCAUGCGCCUUCACACCAACCCCGAGGAUAUGAUCCGCGCUUGGGUUGGCGGUUUCGGCUACGCCAAGGUCGGUGCUAACUACGGUCCUUCCCUCCUCGCUACCAACGAGGCCAGGGCCCGCGGCUUCCACCAGAUCCUCUGGCUCUACGGCAAGGAGGCUUACUGCACUGAGGCUGGUGCUUCCAACUUCUUCAUCGUCUGGCGCGCCAAGGAGUCCGAGGGUGGCAAGCUCCAGCUCCUGACUGCUCCUCUUGACGAUAAGCUCAUCCUUGACGGUGUCACCCGCCGUUCCGUCCUCGAGCUCGCCAAGGCCCGCCUUGCUGGCGAGGUCGAGGUUGUCGAGCGCCGCUACACCAUCGAUGAGGUCAUCGAGGCUGACAAGGAGGGCCGCAUUGUUGAGGCUUUCGCCGCCGGUACUGCCUUCUUCAUCGCCCCUGUCUCCCAGAUCCACCACCGUGGCACCGACGUCCACAUCCCUCUCGGCGAGAACGACUCCGGCGUCUAUACCACCAAGAUCAAGUCCUGGAUGAAGGACAUCAUGUACGGCAACGAGCAGCACGAGUGGGGUGUCGUCAUCAACGAGGAGUAAGCCUGCCCAAUACACCCACAUAGCGAUCUGAUACCCCCCCUUUGGACCAUCGACUCUAGCGAGCGAGGGAUCUUCCAACUCCGGCCCCCCCUUACUGGAUUUCUGGAUUCUCUUUUUUUUGUCGCUGUGCAAUGUCUCUUGUCAUUUGAUUGUUUUUGGAAACCAAGCGUUUGCUUUGCAAAAGAGUUGGGAAAAGGACAAGGAUUAUUCACACGACACUUGAUAUAAACAGGGAUGAGGCUGUCGCUGGCCAAAAGAGGAAGAGAGAGCAGAAUGAGGAGGCAAAGCGCGAGUAAACCUCGCUCGCUCCUUUUGCCUUUCAUCGACCACUACAAAGAAGGACGACCGCCUAUCUAGAGUGGAGGUGUAGAGAACUGAACAACAACAAAAAACAAAACGUACGGAUGAUGGUACCCGGUAUGCAUAGCAUUCGCAUAUGCGAGUGCAUGGAGCCAUACGCCAAAGAGGAUAAAUUUUGCAUUUCAAGUGCUUUCCAAAGAAGCGAAAGCAAAAUUAAAAACAUCAAAAGCAUGCAGGGAAGAAAAAGAGCGGCACAUUUGGGCGUUUUGGGUUUUCGACAUAUUCCCUGGAGGGGAUGAUAAGAGUAGAGAGAUUUCUUCGUCUUUUUUUAUAGAAGCGUCUGUAUACCCGGAAGAGCGAAUAAAGUUAACAAAGAUUAACUCUGUUCCGUUUAUGAAAUAUGUGUGGUGCAAGGACCUUUGAUAUGC
Molecule: messenger RNA, 2365 nt
Organism: Neurospora crassa OR74A
Lineage: Eukaryota; Fungi; Ascomycota; Sordariomycetes; Sordariales; Sordariaceae
Product: branched-chain-amino-acid aminotransferase
Exons: 2
Coding region: 393-1637 (414 amino acids)
Biological process (GO): L-valine biosynthetic process; L-leucine biosynthetic process
Cellular component (GO): mitochondrion
Molecular function (GO): branched-chain-amino-acid:2-oxoglutarate transaminase activity
Source: RefSeq, a predicted model, not a curated record